This is a messenger RNA of Pelodiscus sinensis (Chinese soft-shelled turtle), 2661 nucleotides long. The record is from RefSeq and is a predicted model, not a curated record. NCBI's taxonomy places the organism in Eukaryota, Metazoa, Chordata, Testudines, Trionychidae.
CAGACGUUCCUUGAGAAGUACGGCUACUUCGCCGAGCUGGCUGCUAGCGGCCCCAGGUCUGCACGGUUCAAGGAGGCAGUGAGGGAGUUCCAGUGGGUGACCCACCUGCCACUCAGCGGGGUGCUGGAUGCUUCCACGGCCCGCCAGAUGAGCCUGCCGCGGUGCGGCGUGAGCGACGCAGACAGCCACACCGCCUGGGCUGAGCGGGUGCGGGCCCUGCUCUCCGGCCGGCGAGCCAAGGCGAGGCGCGGGAAGCGCUAUGCACAGCAAGGUGGAAAGUGGUACAAGCGGCACCUGACCUACCGGAUCGUGAACUGGCCCUGGUACCUGCCCCGGCACCAGGUGCGGCUGGCGGUGAAGGCAGCUUUCGAGCUCUGGAGCAACGUCUCUGCCCUGCUGUUUGGGGAGGUGCUGGACGGCCCUGCCGACAUCCGCCUGGCGUUCUUCCACGGCGACCACAAUGAUGGACUCAGCAAUGCCUUCGACGGGCCAGGGGGCGCCCUGGCGCACGCGUUCUUCCCCCGCCGGGGGGAGGCCCACUUCGACAGCGACGAGCGGUGGUCCCUGCACAGUGGCAAAGGUCGCAACCUCUUUGUGGUGGUAGCGCACGAGAUCGGGCACACGCUGGGGCUGGAGCACUCGCCCGUCAGCAACGCCCUGAUGUCUCCCUAUUAUAAGAAGCUGGGCAAGGACUUUGUGCUGAGCUGGGAUGACAUCCUCGCUGUCCAGAACCUGUACGGGAAGCCUUCCAGGGGCUCGGCUGUGCGGCUCCCCGGGAAGUUAUUUGCCCAUUUCCAGGGCUGGAGCCCGGAUUUUCCAGGCACCGAUCCGCUGCAGGGGACGCUGGGCUCUUACUACUGCCAGUCCUUCUUCGACGCCAUCGCCAUUGAUGCAGAUCACAAGCUCUACAUCUUCAAAGGCCACCACUACUGGCCUCUCGGGGUGUGGGGGCGGAGGGGCGCCACCCCCCCGGAGCCGCAGCUGCUGCAGAGCCGAUGGGCCGAGCUCCCUGCUGGCAUCGACGCGGCUGCAGUGUCGGAGGCAGACGGCAAAUUCUACUUCUUCAAAGGCGGCCGAUGCUGGCGAUACAACGGGUCCUCCCUGGAGGAGGGAUUCCCCCAGAAGUGCAGCACCAGCAACCUCCCUCGCCACCCUGACGCGGCCCUCUACUUCCAGCAGCUCCGCCACCUGGUGCUCUUCAAGGGCCCCAAGUACUACGUGGUGCGCGAGGAGGCGCUGCAGGUGGAGCCCUACUACCCCAGGAGCCUGAGGGACUGGCACGGGGUCCCGGCCGGGGUGAACGGUGCCCUGACGCAGCAGGACGGCUUCGUGUACUUCUUCCGGGACGACCAGUAUUGGAAGUUUGACCAGGCCAAGCUGCAGGUGGUGGCGACUGGGAAAUGGGCCGCCCAGCUGCCGUGGAUUGGCUGCUGGGGCAGGAAUUCCAGUCAGACUUCUUUCUGAUCUCCCCCAGGAUGGACAUAACCACGGGCCAUGCCGUGCCUUCCCCCUCCCCCCACCGCUGCCACGGGGACGGACAAGGGCGCAGUCCGGCCCUGACCAUGGCAUCGAAAAGAUGGGGUCUGCUCCUCAUCUCCUGCCCUGCUCUUUAGGGGGAGGGGUUUUAUUCCGAUACACGGUUUGCUCCCCACAUCAGUCCUUUGCCCACGUACCUCUUGUCUGUGACCUACUGGAACGCCCGUCCCUGGGUCCAUGCUAAUGACUGCUGCGAGCAAGCAGGGAUAACCCCAGUCUUGAGGUAAACAGCGGGCAGAGCUCUCCGGCCUGGUGCCCGCAUAAACGGGCUGACGUGGGCACCUCCCUGAGGAGAAUGCUCUGGGGAAACCAGCUUUCUAAUUCAAUUCCAUCUCCACUUGCAAUCUGUCAAGGCUGGCUAAUCCCAGAACUACCACCCCCAUGUGACAAGGUUGAGAUGGCUGGGAUUUUAAAAAUAUUUGGAGGGUGUUUUUUUGGUCCAAAAAUGCUAAUAUUGCCCCCCCACAAAAAUAAAAACUUUUAGGAGGGAAAGACACACCCUGCAAAAUCCAACCCUGUUGAUUUUUUCUAUGGAUUUUUGGCGUGUGUUUUGGUCAUGUUGUUUUUAAUGGUAUUGUUACUGGGUAUUUUUUUGUAUCAAAACUGACAUUGACAUUUUUUUAGCAAAAUCUGGGUUAUUCACCAGACCAUUUACUGGAAAGAAAGGAGAGAUGGAAAAUUUAACAUUAUCCGUUAAAACAAGCAAACCAAGGAGAAAAGGGCCCAUGCGGGGCUUGUGGAACGUAAUUGCCAAAUGAUUGGUGAAUUCAGAUUUAUUUCAAAAAUUUUCCAGGAGCUCUGAACUUGCUGUGUUCAUUGGGUGUCAAGUGAGAUCAGUUCUAAUCAUCCCCUGGGCCAGAUCCCGAGCUUAGUGUAGGCAAAAUGUAGCUGAGGGACGCUGAAGACGUUGUACAUUACAGCGGGUUAGACUGGCCUCUGUUUGCAGGCAGCUACAUCCCACUGAUACAUCAGCCCAGAUGUGUGGACUAAGGGGAGGGUCAAGGGAAGGAAGCAGAGACCCCCACUGAUGGGGGAGGGGCUUGAUGUGGACUGUAGAGCCAUGAGAGUAUCCUGUACUGUAAGCAGAAAACACUGUACACGCCUAUUAAAACCCUGUGAAAUGGC